AAAAAAUACUCACAGUCCAAAUAAUGUAGUCAGAGAAGCAGGAGUCGAGUCAAGAGAGGAAACUUUGCUGGUCAUUGGCACAUUGGACUGUGCAACUUUUCUUUCCUUUCUUUCUUUUGUUUUUAAAGGAUUCAGAUUUUCUGCUUGCUCUGGAUUACCAACCAGAAGGAGAUUAUAAACACAAGAACCCUAAAUGCAGAUUUUGGGAAGGUUUUGGAUUGUAAUUUCCUCGCAGUUUCCGGAUCUUUUCUUCACAAUCCCUGUUUUUUUUCCUUCUGAGACCCGAUUCUCGUGAUUGAAACAUCCAACAUUGAAAUAUGAAAAUCUACACUUAAGGGCUGAAGGGUCUGUGUUUGCCUGUCGGAGUCGAGCGCCACAGCUCGAGUUCAUCACAGACACUUCCUGAUGAUGACAGUAAACAUGGAUGACGGUCUUCACAAUGGGCCCGGACAACACAGGAACAUGCAAGACGACGAGGAAGCUCUUAACUCUAUCAUGAAGGACCUGGCAGCCCUGCGCUUCUGUUACCCGCUCAGCAGCAGCAGCAGCAGCAGCAGCCACAAAUCCAAGAGCAGGACGUCGAGCUACAGACAGGAUUUGCGCGUAAAGCUGGAGCAUGAGCGGGAGAAACGGAUUAUUCUCUUCCAGAGGCCGCUGAAGUUCAGAGAGCUUCUGCAGAAAGUCACAGAGGCUUUUGGUCAGCAUAUGGACCUUUACUACACUGACAGAGAGACACUUGUAGCUCUAAAAUGUCAGGAGGAUUUGGACCGAGCCGUAUCGUGUUUGAGCUCCGGCUCUGGAGCAAAGAGUGUGCUGAGAGUUGUUCUGAAAACUCCUGCGAACAACCAUUUCUUGCAGGUGAACAGCAGAGAUAAGCAGAGUGAGAUGAGGUCGUCUCGGUCUCUAGGAGACCUGAAAGGUUCUUUGCUUAAAGGAUCCGAACGAGUGCGCAAACACUCCACAGGCUCUCUGCACACAGGGAGGAGUUCCCCACCGCCGGGCAGCGUGCCCGAGGAGCAGCAGCAGAUUGCACGUCAGGGCUCCUACACCAGCAUCCACAGCGAGGGAGAGUUCAUCCCCGAGACGCCGGGUCCCAACGUCAUGGACCCUUUUGGAAGUGCGGAGGGUUCGCUCUCCAGCAGCUGCCAGUCCCUGGACCAAGCUCUGGACAGUCCUCCAUUCUCCCAGAACAACCGCGACAACAAUUACUUGAACCUCAGCUACGACUAUAAAGGCCGACACGGGAAGCACGGGACUUUCCCACGGCAGUUCCACUUAACCAAUCGCAGCAAGGACUACAGUGACGGUCGUAGCACAUUCCCACGCAGCUUCAUGCCGCAGGAGAACCUGUUCCAGCUGGUGCCAUCGAGCCGCACUCGCAGCUACAACGGAGACAUCACGCUGGCGUACAGCGGAGACCUCCACUCGCUCGGCUGCCAGCGCAGUGCUGCUAAAUCUCCACGGGCGCCAGUGAACUGGCGUCAAGGGAAGCUGCUGGGCCGUGGAGCCUUCGGCGAAGUUUACCUCUGCUAUGACGCAGACACGGGCCGAGAGCUUGCUGUUAAACAGGUGCCCUUUGACCCAGAUUGUCAGGAGACCAGCAAGGAAGUGAACGCACUUGAAUGCGAGAUCCAGCUCCUGAAGAAUCUCCGUCACGAGCGCAUCGUCCAGUACUACGGCUGCCUGCGUGACCCCGACCAGAGGAAGCUGUCCAUCUUUGUGGAGUUCAUGCCAGGGGGCUCAAUAAAAGACCAGUUAAAGGCAUACGGUGCUCUGACCGAGAAGGUGACGCGCAGAUACACCAGACAGAUCCUGCAGGGAGUUUUCUACCUCCACAGCAACAUGAUCGUCCACAGAGAUAUAAAAGGUGCUAACAUCCUAAGGGACUCCUCUGGAAACGUGAAGCUGGGAGAUUUUGGUGCCAGCAAACGCAUUCAGACCAUCUGCAUGUCAGGCACCGGCAUUAAAUCGGUCACUGGCACCCCCUAUUGGAUGAGUCCGGAAGUGAUCAACGGAGAGGGUUACGGGCGCAAAGCCGACGUCUGGAGUGUAGCCUGCACGGUGGUGGAGAUGCUCACACAGAAGCCUCCGUGGGCCGAAUAUGAAGCAAUGGCAGCCAUCUUUAAAAUCGCAACUCAGCCCACAAAGCCCAGCCUGCCUGAAAGUGUAUCGGACGCGUGCCGAGAUUUCCUACGUCAGGUGUUUGUGGAGGAGAAAUGGCGUCCCACCGCAGAGGUGCUGCUCAGCCACCCGUUCGUCCAGGGCGGCUUCUGAUUGGCUUCGGAGCCUGAAAUGCCCGGAAACGCCCCCUGUGCCAGUCCACUCUGCCCACUAACGAUCACCACUCAUCAUUGGUCUGGGGGGAAACUGGUGCCUGUUCCAGCACACUCAGAACAAAGCAGACUCUUCAGCAAGGGCUGUGUGUCUCAGGCACUCCCCCUGCACACACACACACACACACACACACACACACACACAUCUGCUAAGCAGCAUUACACAUUUAGGUUGAGGCUGUAGAGUCCUGCGGUCUACAGAUUUAUCUGUAUUCUUCUCACUCGCACUGAUACACACGCACACACACACACACACACACACACACACACACACACACACACACACACACACAGCAGGCAUAGCACUAAGAAGCUGUUGUUUACAAUGACAUUCAAACAUAUAACUAGUGGCAUGUCUAAUUGGCUUUGCACAAUCAAUACAAUACACAAAGGUUUAGAUUUUUUUGGUUUCUAAGUCCAAGUUCAUUCAGUUUCAUCCACCAUGUACUGUAUGAAAGAGCCAAAAUGUUCCAAGCUCAAAUCCCACAGAGCUACAGAGCCACAACCGGGGGCCUUAAACUAGAACCUCAUGCUAAACCUCAGCUAACUGCUAAAGAAACACCUUUGCAUUUGUAACAUAAUCUCUGUCAGUUAGCAGUAACAGAAUUUAGACCCUAUUCAGAUUCGAUUAUAUCACAUGGGGAUAAUAUAAUGCCAUGUACCAGGGGUUCGUCUGGGAUUUUAGUCCCGUCUGGAUCCAUCAUGUUAGUACAUUUUUACUGACUCUGCCUGAAUGCUAAGAUUACACUCUAUUUGACCUUUUAUAAAUAACCCCAAGUAAUAGAUCCGUCUGAAUUGAUAUAUUUGUCCAUUACAUCAUUCACUCGUUGUUUUCUCUCAUCUGUCUAAUAGAGGAACGAGGCCAGUAAAAUAUAAAUCGAGUAUAAAUGUGGGGUUUGAGGUAGUUUAUCAGAGAUGCAGCCUACAGUACAUACAUGGUCAUGUGACCUACUAAUAACCACACGCAUUACUCGUGGCCACGCCCCCUUACAACAAGCGCUUAUAACAAGUCAGGGCUAACAGUUUUUAUUAAAUUUACGCGCUCAUGCAUUUUUCUAACGUGACUGUUUACUCCAAACGUAUUUCUGGAAAUCAGCGUUAGGUUUCCGUCAAUAUAUUUUUCGAAUUACUGUACAGUCAGCUCCAGAAAUAUUGGCACCCCUCACCGCUUGAUGUAAAUGUAUGUAAAAUAUGUGAUGUAAAAGAAAAUAAAAACCCUUAAAAUUCUGAACAUCGUCAAGAUGAAUCCCGAAAUAUUCGACAUUUAGGCCUUAAAUUAGUAAUGCAGUUGUUGGAAGUUUUUCCAACAACAUGACGCUUUAUUGUUAUCGACUAAACCGUCUUUAGACUUCUGUAGCAAGUGAACUCUGAGUAAACAAACAGUUUUCACAGUGCUUCGAAAAAUAACUCAGUAUUUCUUUAAACACACGGUGCAAGAACUAUAGAUAAGGUUUUCGCGUUUGCAGACGUCAAAAAACACGAAUAAGCGUUCGUAUCAGUCUUUCAGCCAUAAUGUGUCGCUGGGCAGAAAAGCAACAGAAUCAAUGUUUACUUCCUUUAAUAUCCUAAUCAACUUCCUGCCCCAGAUUUGUCCAUGAUGAAUUAAGUGCCGUUGAUCAGAGUCCACACCGACGGCCUGGAGCUAAUCCGUACAGUCAGAUACUUUGUGAGUAAUUUCUCUUAUGCUCACUGUGUGAUGGUUGGAAUCUACCCAAGGGGAAUAAAUGACAAGUCGCACUUGUACAACCACCAGCGUGGUAAAUCCGUGCGUUUAUUCCACCCCAGAGUCUGCACUGUGCUUUCAGAUGAGAAUCAUAAUGGAUUUUAAUUCUUAGCUGCCUUUUUUUUUUUACAUGGCACAAGGUUCACAAGUCGUUUUGUUAGCCGGUGUUCAGAGGCACACGUGUUUCACUCGUGGUUGUGCGUUCGGACAUGUGUGUGUGUGACUGUAUAAUUCCGACAUGCAGGAUAAUCAGCCGAGAUUUAAAGAAACUUAUUUUUAUAAAUACGUCUCUGCUUUUAUAUCCUGGUGUUUGUAUUAUUUUUU
Molecule: messenger RNA, 4380 nt
Organism: Tachysurus fulvidraco (yellow catfish)
Lineage: Eukaryota; Metazoa; Chordata; Actinopteri; Siluriformes; Bagridae
Gene: map3k22
Product: mitogen-activated protein kinase kinase kinase 22
Exons: 18
Coding region: 406-2274 (622 amino acids)
Biological process (GO): protein phosphorylation
Molecular function (GO): protein binding; protein kinase activity; ATP binding
Source: RefSeq, a predicted model, not a curated record